AUGACUUCUAGACCUCAAAUCCACGUCCACGACGCUAAGGAAGCUAACAAGCAAACCGCUACCAAGCUCACCCUCCCCGCUGUCUUCACUGCUCCCAUCAGAACUGAUAUUGUCCACAAGGUUUUCACCGACCUUAACAAGAACAGAAAGCAAGCUUCCGGAGUCAAGAUUUCCACCAGAGGUACUGCUGGUAUGGGUCACUCCGCUGAAUCUUGGGGUACUGGUAGAGCUGUUGCUCGUAUUCCCAGAGUUGGUGGUUCUGGUACUCACAGAUCCGGUCAAGCCGCCUUCGGUAACCAAUGUAGAAAGGGUAGAAUGUUCGCUCCCUUGAAGACCUACAGAAGAGUCCACAGAAGAGUCAAUGUCAACCAAAAGAGACACGCCGUCGCUGCUGCCCUCGCUGCCUCUGCUUUGGUUCCUUUAGUUUUCGCUAGAGGUCACAGAAUCUCCAACGUUUAGGAACUCCCCUACGUUUUCGAUGACUCCGUCGAAUCUUAUGAAAAGACCAAGCAAGCUGUUGCUUUCCUCAAGAGAGUCGGUGCUUACGAUGAUGUCCUCAGAGUUGCUGAAACCAAGGCACUCAGAGCUGGUCAAGGUAAAUUGAGAAACAGAAGAUACAAACUCAGAAGAGGUCCCCUCGUCGUCUACGGUAACGAAAAGUCCACCCUCACCAGAGCUCUUAGAAACAUUCCUGGUGUUGAUGUUUGCAACGUUAACAGACUUAACUUAUUAUAAUUGGCUCCUGGUGGUCACGUUGGUAGAUUCAUCAUCUGGACUGAAUCUGCUUUCAAGAAGUUAAACGAAAUCUUCGGUACUUACUCUACUACUGGUGUCCAAAAGAGCGGUUACCAAUUAUAAAGACCCCUCUUGGCCAACGCUGACAUCGCUAGAAUCAUCAACUCUAACGAAGUCUAAUCCGUUGUUAAGGUUGCUGGUACCACCGAAACCCACGAAAGAAAGAAAAACCCCUUGACCAACAACAACGCUCUCUUCAAGUUAAACCCCGCUGCUAAGAUCGUUAAGGAACAAGCUAAGAAGGCUGCUGAAGCUUCCAAGGCUAAGAGAUAAGCUACCCUCAAGGCCAACAGAAAGGCUGCCAAGACCCACAAGAAGGGAUCUCAAGCUUGGAUUGCUGCUUUCAACAAGGCUAACGAAGAAGCUAUUGCUAAGGCUAGAUAAGAAGAUGCUGAUUUCAUUGCUCAAGGUCAAGAAAUCAAGGAAGGUGACGAAUGA
This is a messenger RNA of Tetrahymena thermophila SB210, 1233 nucleotides long. RefSeq names its product 60S ribosomal protein L4. Gene Ontology annotation, molecular function: RNA binding; structural constituent of ribosome. Gene Ontology annotation, biological process: translation. Gene Ontology annotation, cellular component: cytosolic large ribosomal subunit; ribosome. NCBI's taxonomy places the organism in Eukaryota, Ciliophora, Oligohymenophorea, Hymenostomatida, Tetrahymenidae. The record is from RefSeq and is a predicted model, not a curated record. The transcript has 3 exons.